UGAAGAAGAAGGAGAGAAGACGUCUGCGGUAGUGCGUAACACCGGGAGGUCAUGUUUUCAGUUCACGGCGCGUCCGUCUCCAUCAUGCUGUCCUGCGUCUUGGCACAAACCUUCUGCCAGGUCGCUACUGAAGCCAACAGCAGGUUUUACCCGACUCUUGGUUUGGUUUUUCGGGCUUUUACAACCUCAAGUCCCAAAUGCGGGGAAGCAUCCGAAAAUGCCUCGGUGGUGACCUACUCGCAGCUGAAGACCAUGCUGUCAAACCGGGACGUUCAGCUUUUUGAUGUGAGAAAUCCUGAGGAAUACCAGGCAGGACGCAUUUCAGAGGCUGUCAACAUCCCACUGGGCACCCUGGAGGAGUCUCUACAGCUUUCCCCCGAGCUCUUUCAGCAGAAGUUUGAAGUGAAGGCGCCUCAAAAGGACGACGAUAACAUUGUGUUUCACUGCGCAAAGGGCAGCAGGAGCCUGAAAGCGUUGGACAUUGCCCAUCGGCUGGGAUUUAGCAGGGCGAGACAUUACAAAGGAGGCUACGCUGAGUGGGUCGAGAAAGAAGGAAAAUGAACCCGGGAUGAAAUCUGCACGGCAGUUUCCUCGUCUUUACACACAACAUACAUAACAGAUGUUACACUUGAGCAACCUCAGUGGUACGAUUUUAUAUCACACUGACUGUUUUAAGUUGUUCCAGCCAUCCAUCAGUGAUUCUAAAUCUCCAUUUAACCUGCAAUGAAUGUCGUUGGACUGUAAGAGGAGACCGAAGUUCAAGCUCUGUAAGUUCUGAGUUAAAUUAACCAUUUCCUGUCACUUUCUAAGUUUCACACUGGGUUCAUAUCAGCUGUUCAACCACAAGUGUACUUUUAUUCUGCGUAGAGACAGAAUGUGCAACAAACUGGUUCAUGUGACAACAAUUUAAAAUAAAUUUUAAUAAAGAUUAAA
This is a messenger RNA of Amphiprion ocellaris (clown anemonefish), 933 nucleotides long. Its product is annotated as thiosulfate:glutathione sulfurtransferase. The coding region runs from base 52 to 561 and encodes 169 amino acids. The transcript has 4 exons. Gene Ontology annotation, cellular component: mitochondrion. Lineage: Eukaryota; Metazoa; Chordata; Actinopteri; Pomacentridae. The record is from RefSeq and is a predicted model, not a curated record. Gene Ontology annotation, molecular function: thiosulfate-cyanide sulfurtransferase activity.